Messenger RNA from Jaminaea rosea, 1107 nucleotides. RefSeq names its product 18S rRNA biogenesis protein. Gene Ontology annotation, molecular function: RNA endonuclease activity. The transcript has 3 exons. Gene Ontology annotation, cellular component: nucleolus. The record is from RefSeq and is a predicted model, not a curated record. Gene Ontology annotation, biological process: endonucleolytic cleavage of tricistronic rRNA transcript (SSU-rRNA, 5.8S rRNA, LSU-rRNA); ribosome biogenesis. NCBI's taxonomy places the organism in Eukaryota, Fungi, Basidiomycota, Exobasidiomycetes, Microstromatales. The annotation marks the transcript as partial.
UCUUCUUCCUCCUCAUCAACCCAACCAGUCCAUUUCACAGGCCACACGAACUUCCGCCUGCGCCUCACACUCUCGCUCCUCUCACGCAAGCCCAUUCUCAUCACCUCCAUCAGGCCAAAUAGCACCUCCCCUGGUCUGCGGGACUUUGAAGCCUCUUUCCUCCGCUUGAUCGAAAAGGUGACCAAUGGAAGCAAGGUCGAAAUUAGCUACACAGGUACGGCAGUCAAGUUCCUUCCCGGUACUCUCUCGGGUGGGAGCGUAACACACGACUGUGGGACUAGUAGAGGGGUGGGGUAUUUCCUCGAGUGGGUGGCCCUACUCGCCCCCUUCUGUAAGAAGGAGCUCAGCUUGACCUUGAAGGGGGUCACGACGGGUGGCGGCGAAAAGGGUGAUAUGGGCGCAGAUGCAUUGCGAACCGUUCUUUUGCCUGUCUUGGCAGAGUUCCUCCCUCCAGCCACUUCACUCGCCUCACCACUUGAGCUACGCAUCGCUAAACGUGGUCAUUUCCCCCUCGGAGGAGGCGAAGUCUUCUUUCGCUGUCCCUUGCUACCCAAUGUUUCCUCGGCAGGCACGAUUGAUUGGACGGAGCCGGGAAAGGUAAAGAGGAUCAGAGGCAUCGCGAGCGCUUCGCGCGUAUCGCCUGCUAUGGCCAAUAGGCUUGUAGAGAGGGCGAGAAAAACCCUCAAUCGCUACGUGCCGGAUCUCUACAUCUUCGCCGAUGUCUACAGAGGGGAUGAUGCGGGCAAGUCACCAGGCUUCUCCCUCUCCCUCCUGACCCAAUCCACCACCUCCUCCUUCCACUACGCCGAGUCCCACUCCACACCAGGAGCCGUACCAGAGGAUGUAGCCACCUCGUGCGUCUCCUCCCUCCUCUGCUCCCUCGCAGCAGCAGGAGGAGGGUGCAUCCCACGAGGACUGCAGCCACACGUUCUGGCAUUGAUGGCAUCCAGUCCAGAGGAUGUGGCUCGCGUCAGGAUUGGAGGGGAUGGGACUCAAGACGAUGGUGGAGGGUUGAGCGCCGCUGCCGUGCAGACUAUGAGGGAUGUUGAGGCUGUUUGGGGACUGCGAUUCUUGGUUAGGAGGGUGGAGGGACGGGCGCCGAGGAAA